CUAAAACAGCAAAUACUUCAUCAUUUUAUUCGAAAUUUAUCUGGGAUUUGCAGUGUAGCUCAUCUAUAUUCAAUCUCAGUGCUUCUGGAUUGCCUCUAGCUAGUCUUAUAAAUCUUCCCUUUACCAUCUCUCUCUUUUGAUGUCUCUAAGUUUUGAAUUUUUUUUCUCAAGGUGUUAAUGCUUCAACAUGCAUAACUGCCAAAGUAAGAAACCUUUGCAUAUGGAAACGACUUGUGGCUCUCUUCUGUCUGAGAUGCAGAAAAUAUGGGAUGAGAUGGGAGAGCCAGAUAGCGAAAGGGAUAAGAUGUUGUUUGAACUUCAACAAGAGUGUCUUGAGGUAUAUAGAAGAAAAGUGAAUCAGGCAAGUCGUUGUCGGGCUCAACUGCAGCAAGCUGUUGUUGAUUCUGAAGCAGAACUUGCAAAAAUAUGUGCAGCACUAGGAGAACAAUCAUCAUAUGCUAGGCAGAGUUCCAGAAGUUUGAAGGAAGAGCUUGAGGCCAUUAAGCCUAACUUAGAGCAUAUGAAGAGGAGAAAAAGAGAGAGGAAGAACCAAUUUGCAUCUGUCGUCGAUCAGAUACAGUGUAUCUCGAAAGAGCUCUGUGCACACUUCCAAGAGAAUACACAAAUGAGUGUCAUUGAUGAGAAUAAUUUAUCUGUCAAAAGACUAGAAGAAAUGCAGAAUUAUUUGCUUGCUUUGCAAAAAGAGAAGAGUGACCGCCUGGAGCUGCUGGUUGACCACUUAACAACUAUCAAUUCGUUAUGUGUGGUGCUUGGGGUUGAUUACAAACAAACUAUUGCUGAGGUUGAUUCAACCAUGGAAGAUUGCCGUGUCUUAAAAAACAUAAGCAAAGAUAUGAUUGUUAAGUUGUCUGCUACAAUCAACAGAUUGGAAGAGCUCAAGAAACAAAGAUUGCUUAGGCUUCAAGUUCUUGCAACUGCCCUGAUAGAGCUGUGGAACUUGAUGGAUACAUCAUUAGAGGAGCAACAGAAAUUUCAUGACUUUACAAGGCACAUUGCAGCUUCAGAAAAUGAAAUAGAUGAGCCUAACGUUCUGUCAACCGAUAGUCUUCAACAUGCAGAGGCAGAAGUCUCGAGGUUGCAGGCAAUGAAAUCAACGAAAAUGAAAGAGGUUCUUCUGAGAAAGCGGCUGGAGUUGGAGGAAAUCUGUAGGAAGGCACAUUUGGUUACCGAAACACAAAAUUCAGUCGACUUUUCUGUUGAAACUAUAGAAUCUGGGGCAAUUGAUCCUUCAUAUCUGCUUGAGCAAAUUGAGGUCCAAAUUUUCAAGGUUAAAGAGGAGGCUUUUAGCAGGAGAGAUAUUCUUGAAAAGUUAGAGAAGUGGUUGGCUGCACGUGAUGAGGAGUGCUGGCUGGAGGAAUACAACAGGGAUGAAAAUCGUUACCAUGGUGGAAGAGGUACACAUCGUAAUCUAAAGCGAGCUGAGAAAGCACGAGUUCUUGUCAACAAAAUCCCUGCUAUGGUGGAGACAUUGAGAUUGAGAGCUAGAGCUUGGCAGAAAGAAAGACGACAUGAAUUCUUGUAUGAUGGUGUAGCCCUUGUUUCUAUGCUUGAGCAGUAUUGUGAUCUAAAGCGGGAGAGGGAGCUUGAGCAUCAGAGGCAGAGGAAGAAGCUGCAGGGUCAGUUGAUGGUGGAGCAAGAAGCACUUUUUGGGUCAAUACCUAGUCCUUCAAAGAGUGCAAAGAAGAAUAUUAGACCAUCAAUGGGAGGUUUGUCCAAUAGAAGACUUUCGCUCGGAGGAUCAAAACUUCAAACCCCAUAUGCUGGUAAAGCUGCACCAUCCUCUCGACUGCCUAGCUCGUUGAAACAACAAAAAACUCCCCAAAAUUCUCACCAAACUGGCAGGAGAGAGAGUUUCUUGGUACCAAAAAAGCAGUUGUCAUGCAAAGUAUCAAAUCCUCCGAGAACUGAAUCAGCACAGACAAGGAAGCCCCAUUUAAAUGCACCUAGAACUGAAUCAACACAGACAAGGAAGCCUCUCUCUCCCUUAUCGUCUUUGUUUUUAUCAAAUGCAAGCACCAUAAAUAUUCAGAAUCAGAACCUAAAGAGCGAGGAAGUCAAAGAAACACCGUCUUUGAAAAAAACUCCAGUGAUGACUCCAACCAAGAUUGCCUCUGCUGAAGGAAGACUGAAGGAAACAGUGUCUUUGAACAAAACUCCAAUUAUGACUCCAACCAAGAUUGCCUCUGCUGUUGAAGGAAGUAUUACCCCGAAAACAUUGCCCACUCCAAUGCCAGCAACUCCUUCCUCAGUUUCCACUGCAAUGCAGACAGCGAUAACCCCCUUCAGACGCUAUGUUUCUGCUUGUGCUGAUGAUAUUGAGUACUCAUUCGAGGAGAGACGAGCUGGUUACACUUAUAAUCCAUUAUCACAUACCAAGGUUAUUUCCAAAUGCUUGGUUUAGCAGUACUAGUAUCAGUGGAUUUUCUUGAUACUAGUAUGUAGUAAAAGCUUUCUAAACAUCUGGUUUUUGCCAAUGCCUUUUACUCUUUGCGUACGAUAGACUCAACGGUUCGACUCUUCCUCGAACCCUACACAUAGUGGGAGCUUUGUGCACCGAAAUGCUCUUUUUCUUUAAUCAUUUGUAUAGAUGCAUUGCAAGGCGGGAUAUGCUGUUUUCUUUGUUUUGGUGAUUUAGUGUUGUGAAUGAACUGAAGUUCUCAGUGUCCUCCAAUACCAAAUUAUAUGAGACUUUGCUUUUCCAAUGGUCAAA
Messenger RNA from Lycium ferocissimum, 2731 nucleotides. Its product is annotated as 65-kDa microtubule-associated protein 3-like. The record is from RefSeq and is a predicted model, not a curated record. The transcript has 12 exons. Gene Ontology annotation, cellular component: spindle; cytoplasm. The coding region runs from base 188 to 2422 and encodes 744 amino acids. Gene Ontology annotation, biological process: microtubule cytoskeleton organization. Gene Ontology annotation, molecular function: microtubule binding. Lineage: Eukaryota; Viridiplantae; Streptophyta; Magnoliopsida; Solanales; Solanaceae.